Molecule: messenger RNA, 1576 nt
Organism: Mandrillus leucophaeus (drill)
Lineage: Eukaryota; Metazoa; Chordata; Mammalia; Primates; Cercopithecidae
Gene: CAMKMT
Product: calmodulin-lysine N-methyltransferase
Exons: 11
Coding region: 7-1104 (365 amino acids)
Cellular component (GO): cytoplasm
Molecular function (GO): calmodulin-lysine N-methyltransferase activity
Source: RefSeq, a predicted model, not a curated record
GCGCGCAUGCCUGGGUCGUUGCGGGGGGGUGGGGGGCGGGCGUCACAGGUCCUGACAGGGAAGAAGUUGGCAGGUCCUGGCAGGGGACGAGCUGCGGUGGCGGCACCUCAGGGUAUGGAAGGCUCCAGUGAGAUGGAGUCGCGAGUCGCGGACGCUGGGGCCGGUGAGACUGCGAGAGCAGCGGGCGGCGGUCCGGCAGUUGGCUGCACCACUCGGGGGCCCGUAGUCUCGGCGCCCCUGGGAGCCGCCCGGUGGAAGCUCCUGCGGCAGGUUCUGAAGCAAAAACACCUGGAUGAUUGCCUGCGACAUGUAUCUGUAAGAAGAUUUGAAUCAUUUAAUCUGUUUUCAGUAACAGAAGUCAAAGAAAGGGAAACUGAAAAGGAGGUUGGUGCAUGGGUCCAAUAUACAAGCAUCUUCUGUCCUGAAUACAGUAUCUCCAUAAGGCAUAAUAGUGGAUCCUUGAAUGUUGAAGAUGUCCUUACCAGCUUUGACAAUACAGGAAAUGUUUGUAUCUGGCCAUCCGAAGAGGUGUUGGCUUACUACUGCCUCAAGCACAGUAAUAUAUUCAGGGCCCUUGCUGUGUGUGAGCUAGGGGGUGGCAUGACAUGCUUGGCUGGGCUCAUGGUUGCUAUUUCUGCAGAUGUCAAAGAAGUUCUGUUAACUGAUGGGAAUGAAAAGGCCAUCAGAAAUGUGCAAGACAUCAUCACAAGGAAUCAGAAGGCUGGUGUUUUUAAGACUCAGAAAAUAUCAAGCUGCGUUUUACGAUGGGAUAAUGAGACAGAUGUCUCUCAACUGGAAGGACAUUUUGACAUUGUUAUGUGUGCUGACUGCCUGUUUCUGGACCAGUACAGAGCCAGCCUUGUUGAUGCAAUAAAGAGAUUACUCCAGCCCGGGGGGAAAGCGAUGGUAUUUGCCCCACGCCGAGGGAAUACUUUAAACCAGUUUUGCAAUCUAGCUGAAAAAGCUGGUUUCUCUAUCCAAAGACAUGAAAAUUAUGAUGAACACAUUUCAAACUUCCACUCCAAGUUGAAAAAGGAAAACCCGGACAUAUAUGAAGAAAACCUUCAUUACCCGCUUCUGCUUCUUUUAACCAAACACGGAUAGAAGAUUAAGCUUCUCAAAGACGAAGAAAAAUAUCAAGUGCACAGGGAAUAUUUUUACAAAAACAGCAAUCUGUAAUGGGUAUAAUCGCCUGCCUGCCCCCUUUGCAGCAUUUCACGUGUGGGCUAUGGCCUCCACCUGUCCUCACCCACGUUAUUCCCCAGCUGCCCUCUCCAGCUCCCUCCCUGCCUCUUUUUACACUCUGCUUGUUGCUCUUCCUGCCCUAAACCUUUGUUUGUCUUUAAAUAUGUAUAAACUGCCUAUCUGUGACUUGAAUUUGACUGGUGAACGACCUAUUUUUCCCUCUAAUUGAGAGAGAAUUUCUUUUGAUAAUACCCAUCCCUCCUUAAAUUUUUUUUUUGGGGGGGGUCUUUGUUCUGUUUUGGUGGUGGUAGUUUUUAAUCAGUAAACCCAGCAAAUAUCAUGAUUCUUUCCUGGUUAAAAAAAUAAAGCAUAUCGUUUUAUCUCCCUCCAA